CGGGUGCGAGGCCUCUCGCCUCACUUCAUCGCAGAGAUCCGAAGGAGUGGAAAGGGUGCCUACAGCGUAGCGAGGCGCCAUGUCUGGCCGUGGCAAGAGCGGCGGUAAGGCCCGAGCAAAGGCCAAGUCUCGCUCGUCUCGGGCAGGGCUGCAGUUCCCCGUCGGGCGCGUUCACCGGCUGCUGCGGCGGGGGCACUACGCGGAGCGGGUGGGGGCCGGCGCCCCCGUGUACCUAGCCGCCGUGCUGGAGUACCUGACGGCCGAAAUCCUGGAGCUGGCGGGCAACGCGGCGCGCGACAACAAGAAGACGCGCAUCAUCCCCCGCCACCUGCAGCUGGCGGUGCGCAACGACGAGGAGCUCAACAAGCUGCUGGGCGGCGUCACCAUCGCGCAGGGAGGCGUUCUGCCCAACAUCCAGGCCGUGCUGCUGCCCAAAAAGACGAGCGGCGGCGGCGGCGGCGUGGGCCCCACCAAGCCCGGCAAGAAGGGCGGGCAGCAGUCGCAGGAGUACUAGGACGGCCGGCUGGCCGACGCACCACCACCACCAAACAAAGGCCCUUUUCAG
This is a messenger RNA of Colius striatus (speckled mousebird), 565 nucleotides long. Its product is annotated as histone H2A. Gene Ontology annotation, molecular function: DNA binding; structural constituent of chromatin; protein heterodimerization activity. The transcript has a single exon. The coding region runs from base 80 to 514 and encodes 144 amino acids. Gene Ontology annotation, cellular component: nucleosome. Lineage: Eukaryota; Metazoa; Chordata; Aves; Coliiformes; Coliidae. The record is from RefSeq and is a predicted model, not a curated record.